GCUGCACCAGACUGUGUCUGUAUGUUACAGAGGGGGAGGAAAACGUCAGACUGUCUGUAACCAAACACAAAGCCAAAAGAGGUUUACUGGUCACCCUCUGAUGCAGCUGCGCUUCCUGUGCGAGUCUUCAGAAAAGCUGCGGGGAGAGUGAACCACCAUGAUUCGGCUGUGAUGAUGGAUCCCUUCAGAGUACAAAGGAACAGAAGUCAGACUUGUCCCUGCUGCGACAAGGAAACCGAGCACGAGUACGACGUGGUAGCUGACCACCAGCAGCUCAUCAAUGUGCACAUACUUCCUGCACGGCCCAUAAAUGACGACCAGGAGUAUGCAGACAGGGAUUGUCCGAGGUUAUCGUCUCCUGAGGGCCUUUCAGCAGAUUCCCCUGGUAGCGUCUUUCGAAGAUGUCCACUUCGACAGACCCCACCUGUUACAGGACCUGCCAUAAACCGAAACCUGAAGCCAAACAGAAAAACCAAAAAGCAAGUUAGGAAUCCUCCACCUUUGACUCCAGAAGACCAGCCCCCACACAGGUCUGCUCCAUCGCCUCCACGUUUUACCUUGGAGUUGGCCCACAACUUGUCUGAAGUGGUUCAACAAAGGUCCCAUAGUGGAGAUGUUCACUUGAGGAAAAGGGAAAUUGCUGACAGUGGGUCACAUAUCAAAGGUCAACAGACGACUUUAAAUGAUUCAAACGUUGUAACCAAUCAUAGACACUCCUUGGACUUGGAGACUCAAGACUUCUUCAAAAGGUCUGAACAUUUUGAAAGGGUGCCAUCAAGACGGCAGCACCAUGAGUGGCCUCAAACUAAAGAAGAUAUUGACCAGCGCGAUUUCCAUCCGACGGAAAAGCCUCAGACCUACUGCGAGGGAGACUGGUAUGUUGAGGCUUGCAGCCGUACAGAUGCUGAACACGCUUUACAUCUGGUGAACAAGGAUGGGGCUUUUCUGGUCCGAGACUGCUCCCUCACCACCACAAGUGAGCCCUUGGUUCUGGUCGUGUAUCACGAGAAGAAAGUUUUUAACGUCAAAAUUCGGUUCAGCAAAAGCACAGGAAAGUACGCACUUGGAACGGGACAGCGAUCAAGCGAUGAGUUUGACUCCGUGGCAGAAAUCAUCAAAUUCCACUCCAUAUUCCCAAUAGUGCUCAUCAGGGGAAGACCUGAGGACGGGGCCCUCCGGAGCAGAUACCCGGAAAACUGCGUGCUGACAUAUCCCAUAACAAAAGCAGAUGUUGGCCGGCUCCUGCAGUAGCACAGCAGCAGUAACUGAAGGAAUACUGUCUGAGUUUUCAUUUCUUAGAAAAUAAAUAUGCAGUAUCUUUUUAAACAUGUUUUUUUUUAAAGCCUAGAAGUGAAUUUCACUUCAACCUGUUAUUUUAAUAAUUUGUUUUUUCCUUUAUUAUUAGUUCAUAAAGUGUCAGAAAAUAGCUCAUGAUUUUACAAAUGUCCAGGAUUAACAUGUUUUAUUAUGUUUGUAUAGGACAAUUGUAUAUUUCAUUUACUAGUCAAUGCUUAGGCUAAAAAAAUAAAUCAUUUUGAAAGGAUAACAGUUAUGCAUAAUAUGAUAAAGAGGCUUGUUU
This is a messenger RNA of Cololabis saira (Pacific saury), 1579 nucleotides long. Its product is annotated as cytokine-dependent hematopoietic cell linker. Lineage: Eukaryota; Metazoa; Chordata; Actinopteri; Beloniformes; Belonidae. The transcript has 17 exons. The coding region runs from base 172 to 1251 and encodes 359 amino acids. Gene Ontology annotation, biological process: cell surface receptor protein tyrosine kinase signaling pathway; intracellular signal transduction. The record is from RefSeq and is a predicted model, not a curated record.